UUAAUGUUGCUCACAAGACGCUGAUAGUUUUAGUAGUUCCUCAACCCCUUUAUUGAAACAUUCUGAUACUUUCGGUAUUAUAGUUCGGACUAAGUUGUUAAUCAAAGAACAUGAUAUUUUUUUGUUGCCCUAAAGUAGGCUACAAUUAUGUCAACUUGAAACAUCUCGGUGACUCGGACUCAGAAAACGCCAUUUAAACUUCAAGUACAUAAGGACAUUAUGGAUUUCCAAAGGCUGCUGUUAAAGGUGGCGCAAGCCCUGAGCAGUGAAGAGGAACAAGCACUUGCAUUUCUCUGCAAAAACCUGGUUGAGAAGGACGUAAGUUCAGUUCUGACAGCAAGAAAGCUAUUCUCUCUUUUGAUGGACCAAGAACUGUUAACAUCAGAACAACCUUACUUGCUUCCGGAUCUGUUACGCACCAUCCAACGGAAUGGUUUAAUACGAGAGCAUGGCCUCAGCCAAUAUCUUCCAACAACCAGCAGCCUCAUCUGUCCUUAUAGAAAGCUACUGUUUGAGCUGUCUGAGAACAUCACUCAAGAUGAGUUGAGGCAAAUCAAGUUCUUGUUAAAAGAUGACCUUCCUCGUAAAAAAUUGGAGGACAAUGUGACUACCUUGCAAGUGUUCCUGGAAAUGGAGAAAUGUGAUAUUUUAAGCAACCACAAUCUACACACCCUUACAAUCAUUCUUGAAAGUGUCUGCCCCAUGUUGAAAACAAAAAUCGACAAUUUUCAGACACAGAGGGGGCCAAUAACCCAAGAAACAGGGGCGGGACUGCAAAGAACAAGGUCUUCAUCUGAAGUUCUUCCAGAAAGCCAGAGAUCCAUUCAACUGAAGAGACCUGUUUCCUGUGGACCAACAGUGUUCAUUCCCGAACUGCAUUCUUCAGGCUUGUGUACUUCAACUGAGUUAUCCUCUCUGAAUUCCACUUACACUACUAUGGAUGCGCAAAGGGUCUCAGAUACUGUGAAUGAGGAACUUUCGCCUCGACUGGGUGUACUAAGUACCAGUGAAGAAAACCGUGCUGCUUUGGUCCAUGAUAAUCGCCGUGUUUCGUCCACAUCAUCACAUGGGGACAAUACAGACCCUUUCCUAGCAGAUACUCAGACAGGAAUCUCCAAGGAACUGGAAGAAUAUGCUAUGACAGGAAGUUCGAGAGGAGUUUGUCUGAUCAUUAACAACCAUAACUUCAGCCAUUCAAAGAAAUAUUUUAACAAUAGGGAGGGGACAAACAUCGACAAAGAGAGUUUGGUCAGUGUGUUUAAGUGGCUGGGCUUUGAGGUGGUGGUUAAGUCAGACUGCAGUGGGGAACAGAUACUGUCUCUCGUCGAAGAGCUCCGCUGCCGUGACCACAGCCAAAAUGACUGCCUGGUGUGCUGCAUCCUGAGUCACGGUCUGGAAGGAGGCGUGUACGGGGUGGACGGCCGGGAGCUUCGAGUCAGGCAGAUCACAGAGCCCUUCUCUGGACUGAUGUGCAAAUCACUGACGGGGAAGCCCAAGCUGUUCUUCAUCCAGGCCUGCCAGGGCAUCAAGGAACAGCAGCCCGUGUUUCUCCAGGCUGACAGCGGAGACACUGAAGGCCGUACCGCCACUGGCUCGAUUUGCACGGAUGCACGGGUACCCAGAGAGUCCAUUCCCUCAGAUUCGGACUUCCUUCUGGGCAUGGCCACCAUACCUCAGUUUGUGUGUUUUAGAGACAAGAAGCAGGGAUCGUGGUUCAUCCAGUCACUGUGCCAGAACCUCAUCAGCUUGGUGCCCAGUGGACAUGACUUGCUAUCCAUCCUGACCAAGGUGAACCAUGAUGUCAGCUGUAUGAGUGAUGAAAACGGCAUGAAGAAGCAGAUGCCCCAGCCUGCAUACUCACUCAGGAAAAAGGUGGUUUUUCCCAACCCCAAAAAUUCACCACCCAGAUUGUGAGCCACAAACAUUCACUUGAGACCUCUCGAGCAGAGGGGUUGAAAUCUGGUUGCUGUAAUUUUUAGCAUUCUCACCAAAUCAGUGACCAUCUUCAGACACUCUCACUAACAUGAUAAACUUGUUUAAAACUACUUGAAUAGAAAUGCUAGUCUACACAUUAGUCUCUAGAGUCCCUCAGAUAUAAACUUACAUGUGUUUUCAAAACAGAAUGUUUACAUUUGAUAUACCUCUCUGGAAUUACAGUUUAAUUCUGUCAAAGAAUAUGUACAAAUUCAUUUUUAUGAACUUUUCGGUUUUAAAUGUUGCUCAGGAAAAUGGGGGAAAAAAAU
Messenger RNA from Esox lucius (northern pike), 2243 nucleotides. It is a transcript of the gene casp10, whose product is annotated as caspase 10, apoptosis-related cysteine peptidase. The record is from RefSeq and is a predicted model, not a curated record. The coding region runs from base 220 to 1914 and encodes 564 amino acids. Gene Ontology annotation, biological process: proteolysis; negative regulation of extrinsic apoptotic signaling pathway via death domain receptors. The transcript is spliced from 13 exons. Lineage: Eukaryota; Metazoa; Chordata; Actinopteri; Esociformes; Esocidae. Gene Ontology annotation, molecular function: cysteine-type endopeptidase activity; protein binding.